AAUACAAGCGGGCGGCCCACAUCGCUCGUGUGAAAAUCCCGUAAUACAGCGCAGUCCGGAAUUUUUCCCACGUUAGCGGAUGCAGCGCCCCUUGGGCACGCGUGAUGUCUGACCGCUCCAGUGGCUUCCGUUAUGGAGACGUCUCGGUUGUGUUCGGCCGCCAGGGGCUAGACGCGGGCUUCUCCAGGUGGUGAAGGCGUCACAAUGGAGGGGCGACGUCAUCCUGGGUGACGACGACUAGCCAUGCUGCUGCAUCUCUGUGUGGCAAAUCAGUCACGUGAUGGCGUCCUCCCGCUCGCCGUCCUCGUGCUUCCGUCGUUCCUCUUGUUCAGCGUCGUAGAGGCGCAGUUGCUCGUCCAGAAGUACAGCACUCGCGUCGUAAGGACCAAGUACGGGCCUCUCCGCGGCGUCAUUCUUCAGCACAACCACCAGCCGGUCGAGGCCUUCCUCGGCGUCCCUUACGCGAGCCCUCCGGUCGGAUCGCUGCGCUACAUGCCCCCUGUGACGCCCUCCAUGUGGCAGAACCCGCGACUUGCAGACUCCUUCUCGCCGGUGUGCCCCCAGCGACCACCUGACAUCGGCAACCGCACAGAGGCGCUCCUGGAGCUGCCUCGCGGCAGAGUCCUCUUCCUGGAGAAGCUGCUGCCGCUCCUCGUGAACCAGAGCGAGGACUGCCUCUACCUCAACAUUUACGUUCCUCGCGGAGAUGAGCCCCCGGGUCCCCUGCCAGUCAUCGUUUACGUCCAUGGGGAAUCUUACGAGUGGAAUUCUGGGAACCCGUACGACGGCGGCGUCUUGGCGAGCUACGGACACGUCGUGGUCGUCACUAUCAACUUCAGGCUCGGCGUUCUUGGUUUCUUGAAGACCGGGGCGCGAGGCAGCGCACAGGGUAACUUCGGGCUCAUGGACCUGGUGGCGGGCCUGCACUGGCUGCGAGAAAAUGCCGUGGCCUUCGGCGGCGACCCCGAACGAAUCACGCUCUUGGGGCACGGAACAGGCGCGGUGCUCACCAACAUCAUCGCAGUAUCGCCUGUCGCCAAAGAACUGGUCCAUCGCAUCGUGAUGCUGAGUGGCUCCGGUCUGAGUCCGUGGGCGUUGCAACGAGAUCCCCUGGCCGUGAAACGAAAGGUAGCGGAGCAGACCGGCUGCCACGGGGACCUGGUGGAAGACGACCUAGCUCCUUGCCUGCGAACGAAGUCUCUGUCUAACCUUUUGUCAGUGCGGAUUGACCCUCCACGUUUCCUGCCAGGCUUUGCCCCCUUCGUAGACGGUACUGUGCUCACCAGUGAAAGUGCAGGGAGAGGAUUCGCCGAUUCCAGUUUGUUGCUGGGGGUGGGCGUACAAGAACAACAAGGGUCCGCAGGAAUAAGCUUCGAGAUGGCCGAUUUCCCCCACAGAGACCUUCUGUUUGGCCUGACGACCACAGAGUCGUACUUGGACCUUAGUGCACAGGACCUUGAGUUUGGUUUUGACGAGAGCCGCAGAGAUCGAAUUCUGCGGACGUUCGUCCGGAAUGCUUACAUUUACCAUCUGAACGAGAUCUUCUCAACCCUGAAAAACGAAUACACGGACUGGGAACGACCCGUUCAAAACCCGCUCAGUGUGCGCGACGCGACGCUGGACGUUCUGAGUGACGGACACACAGUGGCGCCACUCAUAAAGGUCGGGUACUUGCACACCCUCGGCGGGGGUCGCACCUACUUCCUGCAUUUCCACCACCAGUCUGGCGAGAGGGACUUCCCCCAGCGACUGGGGAGUGUGAGGGGAGAAGACGUGCCUUAUGUACUGGGCCUGCCGCUCGUCGGCGGUCAACCCUUCUUCCCGCACAACUACACUCAUCAGGAUGGCUCCGUCUCCCGUCUGUUUAUACGCUACCUCGCCAACUUUGCCAGAAAAGGGGACCCAAACAGCGCAGUUCCAGACCGACAACAAACCACACACAAAGACAGCGAGAUGGAAAUGAAGCCAGCCCCUUUCUGGGAUACGUAUGACCCCAUCAACCAACUCUAUCUGGAACUAGGCUUGCGGCCAGAGAUGAGGAACCACUACCGUGGCCACAAGAUGUCUCUGUGGUUGAACCUGAUCCCUCAGCUGCAUAGACCCGGGGGGGAUGACCUCAACAUGCGACAUCACCACUUUCUGGAAGAAGGAGCUCAGUUUUAUGAGGGUUUGGUGAGGCCACAAACCCUGAAGCGACCAAUCUUGCCUCCUCAGUACACGGCCAGUACCGCCAACACCACUGCUACCACCACUACCAACACGACUCCCAGCACAAAGGCCUCUCUGGCCACAGCAGCAGAUCCAGCCACCAGUACAACCACAGAAUGUCCACCAAAUAUUACCACUAAUGUGGUCAGCCCUGGCAGCUUGCAGCCCAGCAACAAUCACAAUAAUUUGCUGCAGAAACUUGCAUCAAGCCAUUAUCAGAGCUACACCACAGCCCUCACCGUCACAAUUGCGGUGGGAUGCUUCCUUUUGCUCCUGAACAUCCUCAUCUUCGCGGGCAUCUACCACCAGAGGGACCGUGGGAGCUCAGGGCACUUUGGCGAUAAGAAAAAGGAGGAACUGGCAGAGGCAGGAAGUUGCAGUAGUAGUUCAGAAGAUGGACACCACUUUGAGAGCAAGCAUGCGCUCAUGGAUCACAUAAUGCUGUCAACUUCACAGCAGCAUAUCCACUCAUCUGCAGCAGGUGCAGCGAUAGAGCUUCCGUUGCAAGAGUUUAAAACGUCGCCCACGUCCAGCGCAAAAACCAGGCCAAAUUGCACUAGUGUAAUGCAGCAGCAGCAACCUCCAAGUUACGCUCAUAGUAAGAAUACGGAGGCGCCCGUUAAGGAACAGGGCACCCAGUCCCCACCGCUCCCUCCACAGCCGAACAGCCCUUCCAUCCCAGAUCCACCCCCACCACCAAGAAACCUGCCACCAUCACUGUGUAACCAGAUUAGCGCUGGCGGAGGAAUUUUGCGUCAGCAAGGUUGUCCUCAGACGCCUGGCACUAUGAAGAAGAGAGUGCAGAUACAAGAGAUCUCUGUGUGAUGUGCGUGUUCAAAUGUGACAAAUGUUCACAAACGUUAAUUACAUUUUGAAUGUAUUCCACAUUUUCAUUGUCAUUUCCUUAGUCAUCGUACUCGCACUGUCCACAGACUCAAUAAAUUACAGUACGUAUAUUUUCAAUGCA
This is a messenger RNA of Zootermopsis nevadensis, 3175 nucleotides long. RefSeq names its product Neuroligin 2 (gene Nlg2). The record is from RefSeq and is a predicted model, not a curated record. NCBI's taxonomy places the organism in Eukaryota, Metazoa, Arthropoda, Insecta, Blattodea, Termopsidae.